Molecule: messenger RNA, 802 nt
Organism: Phymastichus coffea
Lineage: Eukaryota; Metazoa; Arthropoda; Insecta; Hymenoptera; Eulophidae
Product: dynein axonemal light chain 1-like
Exons: 4
Coding region: 117-749 (210 amino acids)
Cellular component (GO): cytoplasm
Molecular function (GO): protein kinase binding
Source: RefSeq, a predicted model, not a curated record
UGGAGAGACUGAUGGGAGCGAAAACGUUGUUAUCGUUGUGGUAGAUUUACUGUCUUUUGCCAAGGGUUUGUGCAGAAUAUAGUUGAUAUUGUAAAUAUACACUGUAAGGUGUGCAAAUGUCAGCAGGCAAACCGACGACCAUUAAAGACGCGAUAAAACGUUGGGAAGAUGAAACACACUCCGAAGCAGCAACUGCCAUCGAAGUAAACUUAAGUUUCCAAUGGCCACCGAUCGAGAAAAUGGAUAGCUCGCUUGCUGUUCUCACAUUGUGUGAAAAAUUAUCUUUAUCUACCAACAUGAUCGAGAAAAUGUCAGGUAUUGGCAGCUUGAAAAGGCUACGUAUUUUAUCAUUGAGCCGUAACGCAAUAAAAAGCUUUGUUGGCCUGGAGACUCUGGGUGAUACGCUAGAGGAAUUAUGGAUCUCGUACAAUGCUAUCGAGAAGAUGAAGAGUGUAAACGCAUUGAGAAAUCUGAAGGUGCUCUAUAUGUCCAACAAUUUGGUAAAAGAGUGGAAUGAAUUUAUGAGACUGCAAGAUAUGCCGAAUUUGCAGGAUUUGUUAUUUGCUGGCAAUCCUAUCACUGAAGGAUUAGAGACAGAACACUGGCGAUUAGAAGUAUCGAGGCGACUGCCAAGCUUGGAAAAACUCGACGGGGAACCACUCGUACAUAUGAGCGUCGAGGAAUUGGCGAUGCAACAACAGCAAGCGCAAACUACGCCGAAAUCACCGGAUGCUCAGGCUGUUCAAUAACUUUUCGUCGUCGCGACUACUUUUUUUUGGCACGUGAAAAGAUCGUUUUUUUC